GCUGAGGCUCAUUCGCCAUUUUAUGGCUCGAGAGUCGCUUUGUUGAAGUCGAACCAGCGCUUCAUGAUUGUGAAUUUGAAGGAAAUUUAGAGCUAGGCUGAUUGCGAGAAGUUAUAUCGGCAAGGACGGUAAAUAGCAUAGGAACUAGCCAACUGUUGAAAAUAGUAACAUUCUUCUUGACUAGCUAGCGUUGACUCUGUGGUUAGCAUAGCUAGGCUAACAGCUUUAGCAAGCAACGGCUCAAGAAACUUCGAUCAAUCGACGAAUAAAAUUCUCUUAAUUUGAUAUUAUCAAAUUACAACACUGACGACCACCGUGCAAGACUCGAAGACCGAGGAGAUGGCGAGCUCCGUGGGAAAUGUGGCUGACAGCACAGAACCGACAAAACAACGUAUGCUUUCCUUCCAAGGGUUGGCUGAGCUGGCGCACAGGGAGUACCAGUCGGGUGACUUUGAGGCUGCCGAGCGCCACUGUAUGCAGCUGUGGAGGCAGGAGCCCGACAACACGGGCGUGCUACUGCUGCUCUCCUCCAUCCACUUCCAGUGUCGCAGGCUCGACAGGUCUGCCCACUUCAGCACCUUGGCCAUCAAGCAGAACCCGAUGCUUGCUGAGGCCUACUCCAACCUGGGCAACGUGUACAAGGAGCGCGGCCAGUUGCAGGAGGCUAUAGAGCACUACCGCCACGCCCUGCGGCUGAAACCAGACUUCAUCGACGGGUACAUCAACCUGGCAGCAGCCCUGGUGGCAGCGGGGGACAUGGAGGGAGCCGUCCAGGCCUACGUCUCAGCCCUACAGUACAACCCUGAUCUGUACUGUGUCCGCAGCGACCUGGGGAACUUGCUCAAAGCCCUCGGGCGUUUGGAAGAGGCUAAGGCGUGUUACCUGAAGGCUAUUGAGACUCAGCCCAACUUUGCGGUGGCUUGGAGCAACCUGGGUUGUGUGUUCAACGCCCAGGGAGAGAUAUGGUUGGCCAUACACCACUUUGAGAAGGCUGUGACUCUGGAUCCCAACUUCYUGGAUGCCUACAUCAACUUGGGCAACGUUCUGAAAGAGGCUCGCAUCUUUGACAGAGCGGUGGCUGGCUACCUGCGUGCCCUCAGCCUGAGCCCCAACCACGCCGUCGUCCACGGCAACCUGGCGUGCGUCUACUACGAGCAGGGUCUUAUCGACCUGGCCAUCGACACGUACCGCCGCGCCAUCGAGCUGCAGCCCCACUUCCCUGACGCCUACUGUAACCUGGCCAACGCCCUCAAGGAGAAGGGCAAUGUAUCAGAGGCUGAGGAGUGUUACAACACGGCCCUGCGUCUGUGUCCCACCCACGCAGACUCUCUCAACAACCUGGCCAACAUCAAGAGGGAGCAGGGCAACAUCGAGGACGCCGUCCAGCUCUACAGGAAAGCCCUGGAGGUGUUUCCAGAGUUUGCAGCGGCCCACUCUAACCUGGCCAGCGUUCUGCAGCAGCAGGGGAAACUCCAGGAGGCCCUCAUGCACUACAAAGAGGCCAUCAGAAUCAGCCCUACGUUUGCUGAUGCCUACUCCAACAUGGGCAACACUCUGAAGGAGAUGCAGGAUGUCCAGGGGGCUCUACAGUGUUACACCAGAGCCAUCCAGAUCAACCCUGCCUUCGCUGACGCUCACUCUAACCUGGCCUCCAUACACAAGGACUCUGGUAACAUCCCAGAAGCCAUUGCGUCCUACCGUACUGCCCUGAAACUGAAGCCUGACUUCCCUGAUGCCUACUGCAACCUGGCACACUGCCUGCAGAUUGUGUGUGACUGGACAGACUAUGAUGAGCGUAUGAAGAAGCUGGUGAGCAUCGUGGCUGACCAGUUGGAUAAGAACCGGCUGCCCUCGGUGCACCCCCACCACAGCAUGCUGUACCCCCUYUCUCACGGCUUCCGCAAGGCCAUCGCUGAGAGGCACGGCAACCUCUGUCUGGACAAGAUCAAUGCGCGCCACAAGCCGGCCUUUGAAUACCCAAGGACCUGAAGGCCAGAGCGGGGUCGUCUGAGGGUGGGAUAUGUCAGCUCGGACUUCGGGAACCACCCCACCUCCCACCUCAUGCAGUCCAUCCCCGGCAUGCACAGCUCUGAGAGAUGUUCUCUCCGUGUAACGGUAGGCGCAGACGAAUCCAUCAGGAUGACUCACAUCCUGGUCAAUAUGAACGGCUAUACCAAAGGAGCCCGCAACGAGCUGUUUGCCCUGCGCCCCGCUCCCAUCCAGUGUAUGUGGCUGGGCUACCCGGGGACCAGCGGAGCUCCCUUCAUGGACUACAUUGUGUCAGACAAGGAGACGUCCCCCUUCGAGGUGGCAGAGCAGUACUCUGAGAAACUAGCCUACAUGCCACACACCUUCUUCAUUGGAGACCACGCUAACAUGUUCCCCCACCUCAAGAAAAAGGCGGUGAUUGACUUCAAGUCAAACGGCCACAUCUUUGACAACCGCAUCGUUCUGAAUGGCAUCGACCUCAAGGCCUUCCUGGACAGCCUGCCUGACGUUAAGGUGGUCAAGGUGAGACAGCAGGCUGUCCAGGAAGGGUUAGGGCUAUUCACAUGUCCCUGUGUUCCCAACAGUGUUCUGUGGUUGCUGCGUUUCCCUGCGGUGGGCGAGCCCAACAUCCAGCAGUACGCCCAGAACUUCGGCCUGCCCGGCUCCCGCAUCAUUUUCUCUCCCGUGGCGCCCAAGGAGGAGCACGUGAGACGGGGCCAGCUAGCUGACGUGUGUCUGGACACGCCACUCUGUAACGGACACACCACCGGCAUGGACGUCCUCUGGGCCGGGACACCUAUGGUUACCAUGCCAGGUGAGACCCUGGCGUCACGCGUGGCAGCCUCUCAGCUACAGUGUCUGGGCUGUCCUGAGCUCAUCGCCCACACCAGACAGGAAUAUGAGGAAGUGGCUGUCAAACUGGGCUGCGACAUGGAAUAUCUGAAGAUGAUCCGGUCCCGUGUGUGGAAGCAGCGUAUCUGCAGCCCUCUGUUCAACACCAAGCAGUACACUAUGGAUCUGGAGAAGCUCUACCUGCAGAUGUGGGAGCGUCACGCCAGCGGAGGCAAGCCAGACCACCUGGUCAAACUGCAGCCCGUCGAGAGCAGUGAGAGCGCCUGAAAUCCCAGACCCAGGGUGCGUCCCAAAUGGCACCCUAUUCUCUAUAUAGUACACUGCCUAUGACCGAGGCCCGAGAAAAAGGUAGUGCACUACAAAAAGGAACAUGGUGCUAUAUGGGACGCUACCCCCCCCGAACCAGACGUCCCAUCGAUCGAUGCGCGUCACCCCACCCUGACCUCGAACCCCCAGACCUCUUAACUCCAGUCCCUCCAGAGCAGCAGAAGCAUCUUGGCUUGAACUCUGACCCCCAUUCGCCCCUAACCCACCACUCUGCCCCUCCUGCCCAAAGCCUAGCGCCUAUCUGCUCCCCUUUAGCCCCCUUCAUCCCUUCCCUCCCCUGUGACUUGGACUCUUGUCUGUUGUAGAGCCUGCAGGUGUAUCUCCCUCUACCCCCUCCCUGCCAUUCACCUCCUCCCUCGUCAUCAUAUCCCAUCCAUGUCUGUUUCCCUGAGCCAGACUGAGCCAGAACCACUCUGCCCUUCACCUGAGACUCUUCCCCCAAACCACAGCAUCCACGCUGGGUACGAGAGGAGGAACACCCCCUCUCCACCCCUCCCUCCCUCCAUACAGCACCUAGAAGAGACUCCCCUUGGCUUUUUCACUUCCCUUCUUCUGUGUGUGUAUAUGGAACUCGUUAGGGGUUUGAGAGUCAGUCCCAAGCCUCCAUGUAAUAAGAGUACGAAGGGACUGUGUUGCACCGCAGUCUGAAGAUCUAGUCACUCGUCUUGAACUAAAAACAUUGAAUCAGCUUAAACAUUGUCUUUAGUUUGCAGCUGCUCUUGGUUUUUCUCAUCUUAUGCUAUUGGUAACUCUGCCAGGAUAUGAGUACAUAUGAGUAGUUUCAUUAUCAGAUUUCAGAGAGAAAGAUCAUAACCACUUCCUUCCCCCACCACCAAAUGCCAACUUUUAAGGAUUUUGUCAUGUGUCAAUGUAAGAAAACAAAAAAAUUAUCUUGACGGCUUUGUCCUCUUGUUCGAUGUCACGCACUACGCUUGUUAAGACCAAACCGUAUGGAUAAACUGAACAGAGAGGAGUUUGUCAGUACGACCCCAUUGGAAUGGCCCUGUAUUUCUUUCACCCUUAGUUAUGCUGCUCCUCUCCCCCACGCAAUGAUUGAUUUGUAUCACUCAAACCAGGAAUGGCCAUGGUAAGUAUUUUCUGAGCAGUUUUAGUUCUGUACUCUUGUCUAUGUUUUAUUGAAGCUCUGUCUGGUAUGCUGCAAGGCUCUGACUCCAUUUCUGUUGAAAUAAAGAAAUAAGGCCAACCUCUUG
Molecule: messenger RNA, 4379 nt
Organism: Salvelinus sp. IW2-2015
Lineage: Eukaryota; Metazoa; Chordata; Actinopteri; Salmoniformes; Salmonidae
Gene: ogt.1
Product: O-linked N-acetylglucosamine (GlcNAc) transferase, tandem duplicate 1
Biological process (GO): protein O-linked glycosylation
Molecular function (GO): protein O-acetylglucosaminyltransferase activity; protein binding
Source: RefSeq, a predicted model, not a curated record